AAGGUGGGAGUUUCUCGUGUUUCUUGGCUGUUGCGAGACAAAAACACACUCGCCAGCAUCCCUUCAAUGACGCCACCAAACCAGCGAGCUUUUUCAGGUAUGGUCCAGUGCUGAUGGCUGACCCUGCACUAUUCGUGUCCACAGCGCCCCCUGUGGAAGGGAGGCCAUUAGAGCUGAGCAUACUGGGCCUCUGGGACUCACAUGGGGAUGACAACAGCACGGCUGAGAGAUGCUACCUCUCACACUCCAGCAGCAGUGUACUACAGGGUCUGCCCUUUGGCGGGGUGCCCACUGUCUUGGCCAUCAAUGUGGUCAUGUGGAUGUUCCUUUUGCUCAUCUUCUCCUGUCUGAGGAAGGCAUCUUGGGAUUAUGGUCGUCUGGCUCUGUUGAUGGACAACGAUAGCCUUACGUCUCUGUUCUAUGGAGAACCAAGUGAGAAAGAGAAGUCUCCGUCGGAGUCCAGCCCUUCGGACUCAGAGACAAAGGACAUGUAUCGUGGCCGUUCUGAUGAUCAACAUAUACAUGGUUUUUGCUCAUGGCUGAAAUCUGUUUUCCAUAUGAAGGACGAGGAGAUCCGUAGCAAAUGCGGCAUUGACUCCGUUACAUACCUGUCCUUUCAGCGCCAUAUCAUCCUGCUCAUGACCGUGGUGUGCCUGCUGUCACUGGCCGUGAUCCUGCCUAUCAACCUUUCCGGGAAUCUCUUGGGAGACAGUCCUGAGAACUUUGGAAGAACAACACUGGCUAAUGUUAGUGCACAGGACAGCUUCCUGUGGCUGCAUGCCAUAUUUGCAUUAGUUUACUUCCUCAUCACAUUCCUAUGUAUGGCUCACCACUCGAUACGGCUGCAGUACCGAGAAGAUGAGAAGGUAGCAAGAACACUGAUGAUCACGUCCAUACCUCGAGAAAUCUCAGACCCAGGAUUGAUUACAAAACACUUACAUGAGGCCUAUCCCAGCUGCACCGUCACUGAUAUCCGCUUCUGCUUCGAUGUCAACAAACUGAUAAGACUGGACUUAGAGAGGCGCAAGGCCAUGAAAGGCCGGCUGUAUUUUGCCACAAAAUCCCAAAAGGAUGGAAAGUUUAUGAUCAAGACUCAUCCUUGUACACAGAUAUUCUGCUGUGACCUGUGUGGAUUUGAGAAGGUGGAUGCAGAACAAUACUACAGUGAGUUAGAGGAAAAGUGGACGGAUGAGUUCAAUGCUGAGAAGAACCGCAUCUCUAUGAAGAGGCUGGGCAUCGCCUUUGUGACCUUCCGCGAUGAGAGGAUGACUGCUGUAAUUGUAAAGGACUACAGUCGAGUGCGCUGUCGCCGCCAACCCCAGCAGUCCAGCAUCACCACUGUUGUCCAGUCGCUCAAGUGGGGCAUUAGCUACGCACCUGCUCCCAGUGACAUCAUCUGGGAAAACCUGUCAGUCUGUGGAUCUCGCUGGUGGCUUCGGUGCAUCCUCCUCAACAUCCUCCUCUUUUUGCUGCUCUUUUUUCUUACCACUCCCGCCAUAAUCGUCAACACCAUUGAUAAGUUCAACGUCACCAGGCCUGUGGAAAGUCUGCAGAGUCCUGUCAUCACUCAAUUCUUCCCAACCCUCCUGCUUUGGAUGUUUUCAGUACUGCUGCCAUUUGUUGUCUACUACUCAGCCGUCUUCGAGUCCCACUGGACCAGAUCCGGUGAGAACCAGGUCACAAUGCACAAGUGCUUUUUUCUUCUGGUGUUUAUGGUCCUUAUCCUGCCCUCACUUGGUCUGUCCAGUCUGGAUGUGUUCUUCACUUGGCUUUUUGAUGUCAACUUUCUGGAUGAAAAGGAUGUCAAAUUCCAGUGUGUCUUUCUCCCUGACAAUGGCGCGUUCUUUGUGAAUUACGUGAUCACGUCCGGGCUGAUUGGCACCGCCAUGGAGCUACUUCGUAUCCCGGCGCUGACGGUGUAUGGCCUUCGCCUUUGCUUUGCCAAGUCCCAGGCUGAGCGCAUUCAUGUCAAACGGAGCCAGACAUAUGAGUUCCAGUUCGGCCUGGAGUACGCUUGGACCAUGUGUAUCUUUGCAGUCAGCGUGACCUAUAGCAUCACAUGCCCCAUUAUUACACCCUUUGGUUUGCUCUACAUCAUCCUCAAGCACAUGGUGGACCGUUACAACAUUUACUAUGCAUACGUUCCUACCAAGCUCAAUCAGCGUAUCCACAGAGCCGCCAUCCAUCAGGUCAUCUUUGCACCCAUCCUCUGUAUCUUCUGGUUGCUCUUCUUCUCCGUUCUCAGAUUAGGUUCAGUACAUCCCAUUACUCUGUUUACUUUGGUGUCCCUGCUUUCCUCGGUUGCCAUUUCCCUUUUCCGCCUGUGCCUUAAGAAACAACCGGACAAGUCAACAAGCUACCAGAUGUCCACUCAGCCAACAGAGCGAACAUUCACUGAUGCAGACAGGAGUACAGUUUCUUCAACCACAGCUUCAAGUAUGUUUGUGGCAUCCGUCCUGCUGGAGCCAGAGCUCGCGCUGACCCCCAUGCCCUCUCCGGCCCACCACAGCUAUGGCGCCAUGGCCAGCUCCCAGAGUUCAAGCCACGGCCCUGUAGAAGAAGAACAAGAAGAUGAGGCGGGAGAGGAACACCACAUUCAGACCAAUGAGACUCAGCUCCAAGACCCCACUGACACUAACGAUUCCAGCCUGCUCAUGGACAGCCCAGUGGGCCACCAGUAACAUCCAUGUCUACUGAAAGCUGAUUUCCAUGUAAACGUCACCUGAGGUUGUGCCGCUUUUCUCCAUUGGACUUAAGACUUAUAUUUAGCUGCCUCAGGUCUAGGGAGGAAAGCCCACCUAUUCAAAUGGAGAUGGCUGUGACGAGACUACAAGACCAGGAUUCAUGUCAUCACAUUCAGAAUAUGUCUUACACAAACGCCAGUCACUGCACAAUGGAAAUUAUCAACAAACGUAAUCAUGGACUCCAUCUUCCUCUGUGGCUUUUAUUUUCAAAAUGAUUCAUGGGAAACCGUAUAAUAAAUAGAGAGGCUCGGAGGUGAAAAGAUCCCACCAGAGUAGGCGGUGUGAGCAGGCUUGCCCCGCCAGACUGACAGCUGUCUGGGUGAUAUCUGGUUGGUGGUGGCCAGAGCUCGGCGAGGCUGAGGGGGAGGGCAGCGAGUUGCGAAGCCAUCUGCAGUGAGAGAGCUGACAGACGGAGGGUGAAAUGUAACGCAGAUAUGUACUGUAAGAUGUGGACACUCUCCUUAGGCACAAGCAGCGCCUCCCUUCCUGAAGCCUGUCUGACUUAUUUCAUCAUUUAUUUUUGGCAAACGUACUGUGUGUUUGAUGUUGGUGACAUUAUGUUUUGAGUUGCAGUUCUUCACCAUUUGAAUGUGUAUUUGAACUAUAUUUUAUCAUUUGAGCUAAAAAAAAAAAAAAAAAAGCCAAUUUUCAACUUGCUUCUAUUGUUUAAAGUAAUCAUAUUCUGGUGUUUAUGUGAAAUGAAGUAGAGACCUCCUGUGUCACUACUGAAUCCAUUAUGAUUUGCAGAUAACAGGUCCCUUUUGUUUGUGUUAUCACUUUUUUACACAACAUGCCUGCUUCUUUAAUGUUGACAAACAUUUGUUAUUUACUGUGUCCCAAAUCAAAUCCUUUGGAGGUUGCAGAACUGCCCUACAAAUGUGGCCUUCUUUCCAUGUAUUUUGAAAAAUACUACAACCCUUUACUGCCCUCUGUAACCCAAUAUUAUAUUCACGCCAGUGCUCAGUCCAUAUAAAAUCUCACAAAAGGGAAGUACACUCCUCACACCUCUUCACCCCAAGAGGCAUGAAAAUGUGGUAUACUUUUAAGUAGUCAGUGUAUGCAUAGCAGUAUAAAUGCUGCCAGCUUUUGAGACAAUAAUGGUUUUGUUUAGAGCUAUUUUAAGAGGACAUGGAUUCUGUGGAACAAUUGGCCUGAACUACUAACUUUUGCAAAAUACUACAACCCUUUACUGCCCCCUGUAACCCAAGAUUAUCUGACGCUAAAAGUAGUGUCAGAUAAUCUUGAUUUACUGCCCAUCCGAGCACCCCCUGGCAGAAAUGUUGCCAAGUGUGUGAAAGCGUAUUUUGCAAUGACAGGACUCGAGUGUAACACUCAUGACACUUCUCCUGCUCCUGUUAAGUUGUGUAUGAUAGUGUUUAACAAACGCAUACAGUAGAUUACCCCUAUUUGCGGGUGUCAUGUUCCGAGACCACCUGCCAAUACCAAAGGCGAGUAAAAAGGUAUACUUUUGACACUAGUAAAGCCUGGAUUAGGCUGA
This is a messenger RNA of Nerophis ophidion (straightnose pipefish), 4242 nucleotides long. It is a transcript of the gene tmem63c, whose product is annotated as transmembrane protein 63C. Gene Ontology annotation, cellular component: plasma membrane. Bases 114 to 2681 code for a protein of 855 amino acids. NCBI's taxonomy places the organism in Eukaryota, Metazoa, Chordata, Actinopteri, Syngnathiformes, Syngnathidae. The transcript has 24 exons. The record is from RefSeq and is a predicted model, not a curated record. Gene Ontology annotation, molecular function: calcium-activated cation channel activity.